Messenger RNA from Penicillium atrosanguineum, 3138 nucleotides. RefSeq lists its product as uncharacterized. The transcript has a single exon. Bases 1 to 3138 code for a protein of 1045 amino acids. Lineage: Eukaryota; Fungi; Ascomycota; Eurotiomycetes; Eurotiales; Aspergillaceae. The record is from RefSeq and is a predicted model, not a curated record.
AUGGAGUUUCGUCCCGAGAACCAGCUGCUUCCGAAUCUUAUUGAUCACUAUGCGAGAGUCAAGCCUGAUGCAAUUUACGCUGAGUAUCCGAGGUCGCCUGUGAGCUAUGCCGAGGGUUACCGCCCGAUCACUUAUCGCCAGUUUGCGAAUGUGAUCAAUGGCCUUGCUUCCUGGCUGACAGAGACAUUUGGACCAGGAACUGGAGAGGUCCUUGCGUAUUUCGGCCCCAACGAUGUUCGGUAUCCUGCAUUGGUGCUUGGGGCUGUCAAGGCUGGAUACUGCAUCUUCCUCACGUCUCCCCGAAACAGUAUUGCUGCUCAUGAGAGUCUACUGAAGAGUCUCGAGUGCACAAAAUUUUUAUUCUCAUCGCCACGGCCACCCCCUGUUACCGCCGUGGUUGAUGCAUUGCAAUUGGAGUCUCUCGACGUACCCAGUGUUGAGGAUUUGCUAUCAACAAAACACCCGCAUGUCGAGUACGAUAAAACAUAUCCCGAGGAUGCCGCUGAUAAGAUGGUUGUCGUGCAUACAUCUGGCUCGACUGGUCUUCCAAAACCAGUUGUUUGGUCCCUCGAGACUGCAAACGCCCACAUGCGGAUGGUUGCAUUAAAUUCCGUGGAUGAACAUGAGAACCAGCACAGCUGGUUGAGAGGGAAGAGGCAGUUCCUGACUCUACCACCUUUCCACGCUGCAGGUCUAGCUAGCGUGCUCUUCUUCAACGCCCCACUCGAGUUGACCGUGAUUGUUCCCUCGGGAGGCGGGCUUCCCACAGCCUCUGCCAUGGUUGAAGCGCAUAAAGAGAUUCAGUUUGAGACUGCUCUACUCGUACCGUCAAUCCUCAAUGAGCUCGCAGAGAGCCCCAGGCUAUUGGACUACUGCAGCCAAAACAUGGAGUAUCUCAUGUACGCAGGUGGAGAUCUGCCCCAGCCCAUAGGGGACAGAAUCGCAGCGAAGAUCAAAUUAUCUAACCAGUAUGGUGCAACUGAGAUGGGCUUUUUGAGUUUGAUUCACUCUACGUCUAAUAGGGAUCCUCUGACAGACUGGAGAUGGAUGCAUUUCCAUCCAGAUCUAGGCGUCGAGCUCCGUCAAGUCACGGAAGACGAAUACGAGCUCUGGAUGACUCGCUCGCCAGAGAAAGAAACUCAUCAAUUCGCUUUCGCCGUGUUUCCACAUUUACAAGAGUACUCCACGCGAGACCUCUUCGUCCGACACCCAAACGACACCAAGUCAAAUCUCUGGCGCUGGAGCUCUCGCGCAGAUGAUGUGAUUAUCUUCUUGAAUGGUGAAAAAACGAAUCCCGUUUCCGUGGAGCAGCAUAUUGCUGCUUCAAAUACGGAAGUUACCGGCGUAUUGGUUGGUGGAUUUCAACGAUUCCAAGCAUCGCUGCUGCUGGAAAUCGGGGACAAGGCACUUAACCCCAGCGAACGAGCGGCUGCUAUUGAAAAGAUCUGGCCCAGCAUCGAAGAGGCCAAUAGGGUUUGUCCUACUCAUGCCCGGAUUGCCAAGACACACGUACUGUUUACGACACCUGAGAAACCGAUGCUUCGUGCUGGGAAAGGCACUGUUCAAAGGGCUGGUACUCUGGCGCUCUAUAAAGAGGAGAUAAAUGCGUUGUAUGUGGAUGCGGAUAAGCUGGCCGUGCAGACGGAGAUAGCUGGACCUGGGACGGUUGAUAAUGAGCACCAAGUUUCCAACUUUAUACAAUUGACUCUGGUAUCGAUUACAGGUUGGAACCCUGAGCAAGUUGGUAAGACUGAGAAUUUCUUCAGUCUCGGUCUCGAUUCUCUUCAGGUUAUCACGGCCGCUCGUGCAAUCAAGAAUGGACUUCAUCUUUCGUCCUUUACGCCAAAUCUUAUUUAUCUUCACCCGUCACUGUCUUGCCUUGUGCCGGCUACUUUGCAGCUUAUGAGGGACGAUAGGACCUCGGAAAAGACGUUGAAUGAGGCGUAUCUGCGAGAGAGGGACGAUCUUUUGAAAGAGCUUCAAUCCCAGCUUAACGAUCACCAGCUUGAAACAGUCAUAUUGACUGGUUCAACGGGUAAUCUAGGCACCUACAUGCUGGAUGCCCUUCUGAAAAGCCCAUCCGUUGGACACAUCCAUUGCCUGAACCGGAAGGAGGAUGCUCCAAACAUUCAACGCCAGAAAUUUGACUACUACAACUUGCACACAUCCCUAGAAUCUUCAAGAAUCACAUUCUGGCGCAUAGAUCUUUCCCGGAAAGACCUUGGACUAGCCACUGAGAUCUUGAAACGUCUACAAAACACAGCAACAGUGAUCAUCCACAAUGCCUGGAACGUGAAUUUCAACCUCUCCCUAUCAUCAUUCAAAUCCGACCUAAAAGGCAUGGCAAACCUAAUUAACUUUACAACCACUUCCUCCAAGUCACCCCAUCUAUUCUUCAUAUCAUCCAUCAGCUCAGUGAUGAAUCAUUUCACCGAAACCCGCCUCACACCCGAAACCACAGUAAAAACAUCACAACCAGCACCAAACGGCUAUGCAAACAGCAAAUACCUCGCCGAGCAACUUCUACACCACGCCUCAAAACAACACUCGAUUCGAGCCUCAUUCGCUCGUGUCGGGCAAAUUGCCGGCCCUGUCAAGAUGCCUGGUCUUUGGAAUCAAAGCGAAUGGUUCCCAAGUCUAGUGAUGAGCUCCCUUCAAGUUGGCGCCAUACCGGAAUCUAUGGGCUCUGCGCUAGAUCGCAUUGACUGGGUACCAAUCGACCUGUUAGCAGAGGUCCUGGUGGAUCUCGUACUCAGCCAGCACGAUGAGGGGUGUAAAGUCUACCAUCCACUCAAUCUUUGCCCGACAACAUGGGACCGACUACUCCCAGAUAUUAUCAAUAUUUUGAACAAGUCCUCAGACAAAGAAAUUGAGAAAGUAUGUCUCUUUGAAUGGACCCAGCGAGUCCGUCGGGAUAUCGAGACUGGGUCAGAAUCAAGGGAUCUGCAGGUCCUGUUAGAGAAGAACCCGGCUGCGAAGCUUUUAGAGUUCUUUGAGAGGAUUUCGUCUCUUGGGGAGGAAAAUGUGUUGGAUACCCGGCAAACUGAGAAGAAGAGUAGUAAAUUGAGGAGUAUUCCUGGUGUAAAGAAUGAGUGGCUUGAGAAGUGGAUCGGAGAGUGGAUGGCGCCUGUUUCUUGA